AUGACUCUCUUCAUUUAUGUCCUCUUUUUGACUAUUUGGAUAAGUAGUUGUUUCAAUACAAGCCAAAGUAAUGUAUCUUCUACUGUAGGAGCCACACGACUUCAAUCAAUAGAAACAAAAAUGGACAGUUUUAGGAGACGUCUACUCGUUAUUAUUGUUGGUAUUAUGAUCAUAGCCUUUAUGUUUACCUGCUUUUGUUUUCUCCAUAAUAAUUGUAUGACCGAGGAUAUCCCCAGAAGAGACAUGAUCAAAAAAGAAGGGAUAGCAGCCAAAUCAUCUGAAUUACCACCCAGUGGAUCAAAGACAUCCAGUCCAUGCAGUCCAGAAAAACAAUCCAUGCUAUCCUGCAUAGACAAGUCAUCUGAGCCAUUGAGUCCACAAAAGUCAUCCAUACCAUCCAGGGCAGAAAUGCCACUCAGGCCAUCGAGUCCAGAAAGGUCAUCUAUACCAUCCAGUGCAGAGAAGUUACGCAGGUUAUCAAGUCCAGAAAAGUCAUCCAGACCAUCCAGUGGAAAGUUAUCCAGGCCACCAAGUCUAAAAAAAUUACUCAGGUCAUCCCGCCUAGAAAAGUUAUCUAUGACAUCUGGUGUAGAAAAAAACUGUAAGCUAACUCAUACCCGUAAGCAAGUCAGUCAAAUCUGUUUAUCCUAUUCAGAUAAGCCAGUCAGGCCACUUUGUCCAAAAAAUAAAAUCUGGCCACUGGAGUCAUCCAGUCUACCCAAACUGGCCAAACCACCCAGACAUCCAAAUCCAAAAAGGUCAGGUAGUAGAGAUAAAACAAACAUGUUAUCUAGGUCUCAACUACCCAAGACUUGUAGAUGGUAUAAGGAAAGAUGCCUUGUUUGCAGAGCUUCUGAGCCUUGGCUUGAGGUAAUUUCUGAGGCAAAGAACAACAUUGCCCAAACCCCACCAUUUUCAGGGGAAGGGAAGCAUUUAUCCCAAUCCUUUUAUUCCACGGACAACGCAUUCUGUAAGGAUGUGAGUGAUAGUGAUAAGAUGACACAUGACAGUGAUAACGACAGUGAUAAGGAGAUAACCAUCAUUUGUAACAUAAAGCACAAUUCUCCCUGUAGCCACUCAAAAUAA
Loxodonta africana (African savanna elephant) is the source of this 1086-nucleotide messenger RNA. It is a transcript of the gene CXHXorf66, whose product is annotated as chromosome X CXorf66 homolog. The transcript is spliced from 3 exons. The coding region runs from base 1 to 1086 and encodes 361 amino acids. Lineage: Eukaryota; Metazoa; Chordata; Mammalia; Proboscidea; Elephantidae. The record is from RefSeq and is a predicted model, not a curated record.